UGAAAGCACGCAGCAAUCAUUCUUGCCUGCCUGCUUUGAUCCGUUUCUUGAUUCCCAGUCCCCCUCUCUCCCUCUUCUCCCAUUCUUCCGCAUCCUCUCCAAUCUUGGGUCUCUUAGGUUGGGAGCAGAAAAUGUCUGGAGGAACGCAGCAGAGCUUGAGGAAGUAUUUGGGUGCCCUCAAAGACACGACCACUGUCAGCUUGGCCAAAGUGAACAGUGAUUACAAGGAACUGGAUAUUGCCAUUGUGAAGGCCACAAAUCAUGUAGAGCGUCCUGCCAAGGAGAAGUACAUACGAGCCAUCUUUUAUGCUAUUUCAGCUGCCAGACCUCGGGCAGAUGUAGCUUACUGCAUUCAUGCUCUUGCUAGGCGUCUUGCAAAGACGCACAAUUGGGCGGUUGCAUUGAAAACCUUGAUUGUUAUACAUCGUGCUCUGAGGGAAGUGGAUCCCACAUUCCGUGAAGAACUCAUUAAUUAUGGGAGAAGUAGAAAUCAUAUGCUGAACUUGGCCCAUUUUAAAGAUGAUUCCAGUGCAUAUGCCUGGGAUUAUUCUGCAUGGGUGCGUACCUAUGCGUUAUAUUUAGAGGAGAGGCUCGAGUGUUUCCAUGUUCUCAAAUAUGACGUAGAGACAGAUCCUCCGAGAACUAAGGAUCUUGAGACUGCUGAGUUGCUUGAACAAUUGCCAUCACUACAACAACUGCAACAUCGUCUACUUGGCUGCCAGCCACAAGGAGCCGCAUGCCAUAAUGUUAUAAUUCAUCUUGCACUUUCUAUGGUUGCUGGGGAGAGUAUUAAGAUUUAUAAUUCCAUUAGUGAUGGUAUAAUUAAUAUGGUUGACAAGUUCUUUGAGAUGCAACGACAUGAUGCAGUAAGGGCACUUGAUAUAUACAGAAGAGCAGGUCAACAGGCAGAAAGAUUGUCAGAAUUUUAUGAAGUAUGUAAAAGCAUGGACAUCAGACGUGGAGAGAAGUUUAUAAAAAUUGAACAGCCUCCUGCAUCAUUUUUAACAGCCAUGGAAGACUAUGUGAGAGACGCUCCACGAGCUUCCACAGUUCGCAAGGAUCAGUCAAGAGACGACAAAGAUGCUGCUUCAAAAGUAGUAUUGGCAAUAGAGUACAAGAAGACCCCUGAAGAGGAAGAAGCACCUCCACCACCCCCUCCACAACCAGAACCAGUUAAAGUGGAAGCCCCCGUAUCUGUAGUAUCAGAACAGACAGAUUUGCUGGGACUAAAUGGUGCAACUCCAGUUGCAUCAGAACUAGAUAACAAGAAUGCUAUGGCACUUGCCAUUGUACCAGUUGAUAAUGUUCCUAGCUCUGCUACCUCCAGUAGUCUGAAUCCAGAGAAUGGAACUACAGGCUGGGAAUUGGCACUUGUAACAACUCCCAGUUCAAAUGAAAGUGCUGUGACUUCAAGUAAAUUGGGUGGAGGAUUUGAUAAGCUCACAUUAGACAGCUUAUACGACGAUGCAGAGAGGAGAGCAAAUCAGAAUGUGAGCUACAACCCGUGGGAGAUGGGUCGGAUGGCAGGUCCAAUGAUGCAACCAGUGGUUCAUGACCCUUUCUAUGCCUCAAAUGCAGUCGCUGCACCUCAUUUUGUGCAGAUGGCAGCAAUGGCCCAGCAACAACAAGCUUUCCUACUCCAGCAGCAGAUGAUGAUGUCUGGUCAGCAGCCUCAGCAGACCCCUUUGAACCCUUUUGGUAAUCCAUAUGCAGAUGUCUCGUAUGCUUCAGGAGUGCCUCUUCAACCAUCCAAUGCAUAUUCUCGCCUCAUCUAGAUGAGAGAGGAGCAUCUUUGUAUUUUGUUCUUCGAUAGGAUUAUUGUUAAUAGUGGUCUACUGCAAUUUUUAAAGAGUAUAUUGUGGUCGAUAGUCUGAUUUGUUUCUAGUGGUGAUUGUAAGAUGUGCUUAUAUAUAUGCAUUUGCUUGCAGUGUGAGGCAAGAAGAACAAGAUUCGAUUUGUUACAGUAGAUUGUAAUAAUGGAUAAUAAGAAAUAUUCUUUUGUGAAUUUUAUGA
Musa acuminata subsp. malaccensis (wild Malaysian banana) is the source of this 2013-nucleotide messenger RNA. RefSeq names its product putative clathrin assembly protein At5g35200. Lineage: Eukaryota; Viridiplantae; Streptophyta; Magnoliopsida; Zingiberales; Musaceae. Gene Ontology annotation, biological process: vesicle budding from membrane; clathrin coat assembly; clathrin-dependent endocytosis. Gene Ontology annotation, molecular function: 1-phosphatidylinositol binding; SNARE binding; phosphatidylinositol-4,5-bisphosphate binding. Gene Ontology annotation, cellular component: clathrin-coated pit; clathrin-coated vesicle. The record is from RefSeq and is a predicted model, not a curated record.